Nelumbo nucifera (sacred lotus) is the source of this 453-nucleotide messenger RNA. NCBI's taxonomy places the organism in Eukaryota, Viridiplantae, Streptophyta, Magnoliopsida, Proteales, Nelumbonaceae. The record is from RefSeq and is a predicted model, not a curated record.
AUGGAGGCGAAAGAGAAGUUGAAGCAGACGCAGGAUCUCCUCUCCAAAGAGCAAAUGGAGAGGGCUCGUGUAGAGAGCCUCAUUUCUAAGGCCGAACGGCAUCUCCAACAGGCCAAGGUAGACAUCGCUGAGGCAAAUAAGCGGGUGGCCGAGGUAGAGAAGAGGGCCAAAGAGGCAGCUAAAAGGGCUGCGGAGGCCGAACAUAAGGCAACCAAUGCUGAGAAGAGGGCCCAAGAGGUGGGGAAACGAUCCGAUGAGUUGGCCGAUCUCACUUCUGGGGCUUACUUGGAUGGAAUUGAUGACACCAAGAAGUUACUUGUGGUGGUGCUUCUAGACUUUGAUGUCGAAUCUUUAAAGGUGAUCCCUAACUCUCUCGAAGAGGCUGCUGAUUCUACACUUCCUCCUUCGACUGGGUCCUUGCCCCUCCAAGAGAAAAAUCACAGCAUGAGAUAA